This is a messenger RNA of Galleria mellonella (greater wax moth), 763 nucleotides long. RefSeq names its product succinate dehydrogenase assembly factor 4, mitochondrial-like. Gene Ontology annotation, biological process: mitochondrial respiratory chain complex II assembly. Lineage: Eukaryota; Metazoa; Arthropoda; Insecta; Lepidoptera; Pyralidae. Gene Ontology annotation, cellular component: mitochondrion. The transcript is spliced from 2 exons. The record is from RefSeq and is a predicted model, not a curated record. The coding region runs from base 139 to 495 and encodes 118 amino acids.
UAUUUUGAAUUAUUGACAUUAGAGUUAGUGUCUAGAAAUAUAUAAUCAGUUACAUGAAAAUAUUUAGAAAGCUACCUAUUUAAAUACAAUACAUAAUAUAGUUAUUAUAUUUAAGACUUACAUAUAACGCAAUUAAAAAUGUUGCAUUUACGCUUUCCAAAUAUUUUGCGUAACAUCUUUUCUCAAGGGUUUUUAGUAACCAAUUCUCAAUCACUUGGAUAUUCAAAUGAUUCUAAAUCUUACAAGGAUGAGAAUAGUGAUAAUCCAAAAAAGGAAUCUCAAAGAAUUGCUGAAUUUCGAAAAAAAUUGAGAGAAACUACACCUAUUAAUGAUCUUGGUGAACAGCCAUUUAUGCAUCCAGCACAAAAAGAGGAUCCUUUGCCACCUUUUCCAAAUAAUACAAAUCCGAAGACUGGAGAAGUAGGUGGCCCAAGAGGACCAGAACCAACUAGAUAUGGCGAUUGGGAGAGAAAAGGAAGAGUAUCUGACUUUUAGAGAUUAUAUUUAAAAAUGAAGAAAUAUUGUUCAAUUGCUUAUUAAAUUAUAUUUUAUUUUAAAAAAUAUUGGCUGUGACCACAUUAAGAGCAUUAUUCAUAUAAGUGGCAGAAGCAGAUAGUUGAAAACCAGUAACAGUGUAUUAGGAUGUGUAAUAAUUACCUAGGCUUAUUUUCAUGGUAUUUACAAGUGAUAUUUAUUUUGAAUUAUUAUAAUAUAUCUUCAAAGAGAUGAUUGUGUUAAUAAUAAAUGUUAGUUUAUGUAAAUA